Molecule: messenger RNA, 960 nt
Organism: Phanerochaete carnosa HHB-10118-sp
Lineage: Eukaryota; Fungi; Basidiomycota; Agaricomycetes; Polyporales; Phanerochaetaceae
Exons: 1
Coding region: 54-875 (273 amino acids)
Molecular function (GO): RNA-directed RNA polymerase activity
Source: RefSeq, a predicted model, not a curated record
UGAAAUUUCCUUUCCAGACCAUAGGGCUCGUUUCGACCAACUGGCUCUCGCUCAUGGAUCAGAGUCCGCAAGGCGUCUUAGACCCCAUGUCUGAGCAUGAGCACAGGGAGGCUCUUGAGGUGCUCGCGGAACUGCACAGUAAAGCUACAGACUAUCCCAAGACAGGCAUGUCUGUCAGCAUGCAAGAGAUCCCGCGUAGCACUUUGGACUCGAGGCCGGACUGGAGCGCCCCUGAAGUUCAGGAUGGAGACUCUAGGGUUUACUACGAGAGCAGACGGUGGAUCGGCUGCUUGUAUCGGGAAAUCAGCCUCACCGCGCCCGACAAUAGCAAGUCAGGUUCGCGAAAAUCUCACAGCUUCCCCUCUAUCGACAAAGUGAUUGAGAUCUUCGAUAAAAACAAGUUCCCGACGAACGAUCCAGUCGCAGAAGCCCUUCUCGUACGGAUCACGCCUUAUGUUGCGUCGCCAUAUCGCUACAGCAGAAAACGUAUAGAGCCCAUCUGGGACUGCUUCAGGUCCUACGUGACGUCUCUCCGCACACUCUGCACCACUUUCAGCCUUGUUCAGCGCCAUGCGGCGAUGCUCAGCGAAGAAGAGGUGGUAACCGAUACGAUUGUCGCGCAGACCAACCAGCCGCACAUGCGCAAGGAGAGGAUGGCGAAGAUGCGGGAGCAUGCCGGCCAGCUUGUCGCCCGCGCGGCGGCGCGUAUGAUAGAUUCUGAACGGGGCGACAAGAAGGAAGUGGUGAAACGGGCCUGGGUCGCGUUUAGGGUUAGCACGAUACAAGCUGAAGCGUUUGGAUCUCGGAGUUUCGGGCUCCUGGCUAUACGGGAGCUCCUCGAGGCUCUCAAGCAGCUUGAAGCUUCAGGGCCAUGAUUGUAGCAUUCUGAUCGCUGCUUAUUCGGCGUUGUGGGAGUGGCGUGCGUCUUUCUAUUGAUAUUCAGCAAAUGGGAAGUCGCAC